This is a messenger RNA of Lodderomyces margitis, 1332 nucleotides long. RefSeq lists its product as uncharacterized. Lineage: Eukaryota; Fungi; Ascomycota; Pichiomycetes; Serinales; Debaryomycetaceae. The annotation marks the transcript as partial. The transcript has a single exon. The record is from RefSeq and is a predicted model, not a curated record.
AUGCCAGAAAAGAUUAUCAACUAUAUCCCAGCUGACAAGUUUUUUGAGCUAUUCGAGUACAAGAAAGUUGACGUGCAAAAGGUUAUCCCUGGAUUUGUUCCUGGAGGUGGAGUUAUGUUGAUGUCACCAGCAUUCCAAUCAACACCAACCACCAUUACCACCAAUGAACAGGAGAACAAGUCCGUGAUUUAUUUUGAUCAAGUGCAAUUCAAGUCUACUGAACCACCACCACCUUCACUUACCCAAUCAGUAGCAGCCAAUAAUGUAUACACUAUCAAAUUGGGAAGCUUUGAUUCAACCAACUUUCAACAUACCAAUAAAAAUUUUGUCACUACCAAAUGUUUAAACAGCAACCAAGGUUCGGAGAGAACGGAGGAGGAGGGUUUGAAGGACAAUGAUGAUGUGACUGGUGUCAUUGAUUUCUUGGAGAGUAUUGAAGUCGAUCUGGAUGCUGCUUGUUUGAAUGUUUCCCCGUUUAUUUCCCCAAUUGUUUCCCUGUUCGUUUCCCUCCUGUUUGAUGUUUGUUUGGAUACUGAGACUGAUGAGUCGUUGAGUGAUUCAGGAUUGGAUGAAGAUAUGUAUCACGAGAUGAGAAGAGAAGAUUGCAGAAAGACUGCAAGAUCGCAUUGGUACAAGAAGGAAGAAUCCAGACUCGAAAAAUGCUACUUGUCUGAUAAAUUUAGGACCAUUGGGAUUUCGCUUUUUGAUAGAGUAGCAGACUCAGGUCAUGUUUCUGUUGGUUUUGGUUGUUUAAUUUCCGAAGAAGAAAAGUGGCAACUUGGCAACCAAAAAUUUACCACAGUUUAUGAUUUUGAGCACUACAUCAAUGAAUACUACCAGCAUGACAAAAGCAUCAACAAUAACAAUGCUGUAAUUGAGACCACUGAAACAAUAGCUCCUGGUCCUGAUGAUGAAAAAGAGGAGGAGAUUGAAGGCUACUGUCUUUCUAAAGUGACAUCCUCGGUAUAUUCCGAAUUUGAAUCUGAGUCGGCGAUUGCAGCACAGUAUGCAUCAAGAGAAAGAGAGGUAAUCCAUAAUGACGGCUAUUCCUACGAACAGGACAGUACUGAUUUGGCAUACGAAUUGUGGCUUGAAAAAUUGGCUGUCAAUGAAAAUCGUGGUGCUGUUAAUAGAAAACCCAUUGCAGUGGAACUUAUUUUACCUGAAGACCAGACCCUAGUGGAUGCAUCUGGUGAAGAGGUCGAAGAGGGGCAACAUUUGUAUGAAGAUGGGAAUGCUGUUGCUGAUAACGAGACCGAAAACGAUGCAAUUCCAGAGGGGGAGGAGCUUGAGAUUUAUGAAAAUCCUCGCGACUCCAUCUACUAUUGGGGU